CAUGACUACUGGCACUUCACCGAUGGCUACUGGUACUUCACCGCAAAUAUGCAUUAAGUACGUCAAUGAAUCCUGCUUGGUGCCGGGUUGCUUUUCAUCAACAAUUCGAACACCUGACAAAAGAUUCCUAACUGUACCGAGAAGACAAGACAUGAGAUCAGUAUGGUGCAAAGCUAUGGGUCGCGUGAAAAUGGGCUCUGCUUUGACCAAACUCUACAUCUGCGAAGAUCAUUUUGAUAUCCAAAACGAUUGUGUCAAUAUAAUUCAGCAUAAUUUAACUGGUUGCCGAUUGAAGCUAAAAGAUGGCGUUGUGCCUCACAAAUUUGAGUGCCAGGAGCUGGCCAAUUGCCUUGAAGAACGUCGUGUACGUGAAAUAAAAGAGGCAAAACAAGUGAUAAUCAACACUCCCAGUCCUAACAGAAUCAGACGAAUGAAAUCUCCGGCGAUUGACAUGGAAGAGAAUGGUAUUAUACAGCCUAAUGAGGAAAACAAACUUCCUUUCAAAAGAUUCGCCCCAUACUUCUUUUUGAAAGACUGUAAUGUCCUUGCCACCACGCUGAGGGUGAUAUGUACUUUGUGCCCACCAGUAAGAAUGUUGACGACAUGCAGAGGGUCUUCAUCCAAUUUGUUGAGGCACCUCCGGAAAUUUCACCCGGAAAUAAUACCUAAGCUGCCACCAGCAUGGAGUUGGCGGAAAAAUCAAACUUCGACACCCUACACUCCCAUUCAAGAGAGGAUGAUUACAACCGGGCAAGGGAACAACUCCAUCGGGCUGGGGAACGACUCCCCCGAAACCAGCAUGGCUGUCAGCUCCAUCCUUUCGGAAUCCAGCAUCAUUCAGCCUACGGAGCUGAUGAGGGUGGAUGAUUUCUCCACAAGUUUCCGAUUGGAGCAACUGGUAGCCAAUUUCAUCAUCAACGGGCUGCAUCCAGUACAGCUCGUAGAGCGCUGCGAGUUUCAGAACUUGAUCACAGGCCUGAAGCCGGGAGCGGUCAUCAUGGACAAGGUUCGUCUGGGAACCAUCAUCUCCGACAAUGCAAACAGCGUGAGGCAACAGCUGAGGAGCAUAUUGUCAGACAUUUCUCACGUGUGCCUCUCGACAGAUGGUUGGAGAGUUUUUGACAAGUACUUCCUUGGGGUAUCGGUGCAUUGGAUCGAUCCAUCUACCUUUGAAAGACGAUCAGCCGUCUUGUGCUGUCGAAGGUUAUGUGGACCCCAUUCCUUGCCUGAUAUCUUGCUGCUGCUCUCUGAGCUCGAACGUGAAUUUUGUAUUGAAGGCAAAGUCGUCCAGGUAACGACUGACAACGGCUUGAACUUCACCAAGCCUUGCCGCAUUUUUGGAAGUGAUGCGAAAGACGAAGAAGAGAUUGAAAUUCCCGAGAGGGACUACGAAUACGUGGAGCUCUACCCCAUCAUCAAUGGCGGACGGCAUACAGUGUCGACUCAGAACAUGCCACCGUUUGAAAGGUGUAUGGUACACACCAUGGACCUGGUGGCCUCUGAGGACACUCGACAGGCCGAAGAAGACCCACUCUAUAGAGACGCUAUGAGGGAAGCUCUCUUCCGGUGCCAGAAUCUGUGGCGAGCGCAGGGUUGCAGUUUAGAAAAUGCUGAGUUUGUGAAAGCAAAUUUAGGUGCGCCCCUGGAAGAACCGAAAGAGAAUACCUGGCGGUCGCAGUACCGCGCGCUCAAACAUCUGAGGGCUUUGUUUGCCGAAAAAAUGGGCGCACUGGACAAAAUCUGUGAUACGUUUAAUAUUCCUAAAUUCCGAGAGGUGGAUAAAGUUUUCGUCGACGAGUACUGCAAGGUUUUGAGGCCAGUAGCUGCUGCAAUGGAUACACUACUCGCCGAAAGCAAUGCUUUCACGGGCGUCUUCCUACCAGUGAUUCAUGCGCUCAGCAGAAGACUCACCCAUUUUAGGGACCAAGCAAGUAACCAGGAUUUGCUGGUUGUAUGUUACCCGCUGUUGGAAGCUGUUAUAGAUAGUCUAUCUAAAAGGUUUGAAUCCCUGAUGUUCCGCAAAGACCUAGUCCUAGCUGCAGUGCUGCACCCGGAAUUCCAGCUGAAUUGGCUGAAGGAUGCCGAAAAGGAAUCCCUCGCCACGGAAUGCCUGAAAGAAGCCGUUCGAGAGUGCUACGAAGAAGGGAAUCCUUCCGAAAAUUCGGACGACGAGGAUGAGGACGACCUCUUCGACUUCAAGAGACCAGCACAGAAGGGGGCCAAGGAGGGCAAGUGGCAUGCGGAAGUGGAGCAGUACCUCUCAUUUUCGACUGGCCAAAUGAAGACCCUGAAUUCGUAUCCUCUCAUCAAGUCCCUGUUCUUGCAGUAUAACACGCCCCUUCCCGCCACUGCAAAUACAGAGAAAGCGUUCACCUCCUCGGGGGACAUUUUCACUUUGAGAAGCGGAGUUCUGAAUGACCCGUACUUUGAAGAUAUGGUCAUAGUUAAAAUGGGGAUAUCGUAAACAAGAGAUUGUGUUCACCUCAUCUGUAUAAUUGGAACUCAUUCUUGUACACAUCUUCAUAUGCAACAAUGAAAG
This is a messenger RNA of Uloborus diversus, 2539 nucleotides long. RefSeq lists its product as uncharacterized. The coding region runs from base 2 to 2464 and encodes 820 amino acids. NCBI's taxonomy places the organism in Eukaryota, Metazoa, Arthropoda, Arachnida, Araneae, Uloboridae. The record is from RefSeq and is a predicted model, not a curated record. The transcript is spliced from 8 exons.